AUGAUGGCCUCUGUGGUUGCCAACGGAAACAGGAAGAAGUCACUGUCCCUGAAAGGGGUGGACCCAGAAACCUGCAUGAUCGUCUUCAGAAACCACUGGGCACAGGUGGUGAAGAUCUUGGAGAAACAUGAUCCUGUCCAUAGCCGGUCCGGUGUCUACCUUCGCCUCGGUCCUGUCCCCGGUGACGAGGCCAGCGCGGAGCCGGGCCAGGGCGGAGCGAUGGGAGCCAUCCUAGAGUUUGUGGUUGUAGAAGGCGUGAUGGAGAGACUGUUCCUCUGGAGUCUGAGACGACACUUCACUGAUGAUAUGAAACUGGAACAACUGAGGAUGUACCAGAUGUUACUGUCUCAGGCCAGACAGCCUCUCUUGCACCACAAACCUGUUCUACGACCCUUAAUGAUGCUGUUAUCUUCCUGUGCUGGAGCUGGGAGUGGAGGAAGAGGAGGAGGGUCAGUGGAAGCAGAGUUGGUGCUCCUGCUUAACCAGCUGUGUGGUGCGCUGGCUAAGGACCCCUCAGUGUUAGAGUUAUUCUUCCACACCAGUGAGGACCAGGGGGCAGCCAACUUCCUGCUCUUCUCCCUGCUGAUCCCCUUCACGCAUCAGGAAGGCAGCGUAGGACAGCAGGCCCGGGACGCUCUGCUGCUCAUCAUGCAGCUGUCGACCUACAACCCCAGAGUCGCUACACACAUCACAGACAACACGUACUUCUGUCCUGAACCCCACGGACCGGAUAAACCCACCUGCUCCAUCCAGCAGCAAAACACAGCGAAAGGCGAAGCCCUCACCAAUCCAGUACCGCAGGGUUAA
Messenger RNA from Oncorhynchus mykiss (rainbow trout), 807 nucleotides. NCBI's taxonomy places the organism in Eukaryota, Metazoa, Chordata, Actinopteri, Salmoniformes, Salmonidae. The record is from RefSeq and is a predicted model, not a curated record.